UCAUCAAACACUUAUCUAAUCAAAUCAACUUCAUUUUGUGUUAUUAUUAAUUCCUUAGUCCAUUGUUUUCGAUUCCAAUGGCUACUCAUCGCUUAUCAACACUUAAAGCUCCUUUGAUACUUGGCGUUCUUAUGGUGAUGAGCUUUGAUUUUCUUAUCAUGUCAGUGAGCGCGAGACAUCUCUUGGAGACGCCAUUACCUCAUGUACCUGAAGAGCUUCCAAAACCUGAAAUACCCACUUUGCCAAAGCCAGAGCUUCCUCCACUACCAAAAGUUGAGUUACCUCCAUUGCCCCAUCUUCCGCCCCUAGAAAAGCCUAAAGUUCCUGAAUUGCCAAAGCCUGAACUUCCAAAGUUACCUGAAUUACCAAAAGUACCCAACUUUGAUCACUCCAAAGUUCCUGAAGUUCCAACCAUACCUAAGUUUGAUCUUCCUAAACUUGCUGAAGUUUCAGAUCAUCUACCAAAACCCGAACUCCCAAAAUUACCUGAAUUACCAAGUGUACCAAAACCAGAACUCCCUAAAUUGCCUGAAUUACCAAAUAUUCCUAAACCAGAACUUCCUAAAUUACCCGAAUUGCCACCACUUCCAAAACCAGUUUUGCCUACUCUUCCAAAGGACAUACCUUUCCCUUCAUUUAACCCACCCCACACAACCACAACUAGUCCUUGAACACCAUACUGAAUCAUGCAUGUCUAAAAGAACACAGCUGAUUUUACAAUCAUACACACUUAAUGUUUUUCUUAAAUUUUCCCUUUGUGUACGAGAUUUUUAUGUUUGCUAUUGUUUUCUUUUUCUAUCAGUGUACUGUGUGUUCGUAUCUAUACGUUGUUGUCUUCUCGACAUAUAGAAACAUUACAUUAUGAAUAAAUAUAUAUUUUAGUGUGCUA
Molecule: messenger RNA, 889 nt
Organism: Cucumis melo (muskmelon)
Lineage: Eukaryota; Viridiplantae; Streptophyta; Magnoliopsida; Cucurbitales; Cucurbitaceae
Product: protein PELPK1-like
Exons: 1
Coding region: 78-671 (197 amino acids)
Source: RefSeq, a predicted model, not a curated record